Messenger RNA from Heteronotia binoei (common prickly gecko), 1989 nucleotides. It is a transcript of the gene VANGL1, whose product is annotated as VANGL planar cell polarity protein 1. Bases 11 to 1579 code for a protein of 522 amino acids. Lineage: Eukaryota; Metazoa; Chordata; Lepidosauria; Squamata; Gekkonidae. The transcript has 7 exons. Gene Ontology annotation, biological process: multicellular organism development. The record is from RefSeq and is a predicted model, not a curated record. Gene Ontology annotation, cellular component: plasma membrane.
CUCCAUCGCCAUGGAUACGGAGUCGACCUACUCGGAAUACUCCCACUACUCAGGGCACUCCAAAAAAUCUCAGAGGCAAGGAAGCAGAGACAGGCACAAGUCGCCCCGGAGCAAAGAUGGCAGCCGGUCCGAGAAGUCGGUCACCAUUCAGGCACCUCCUGCAGAGCCAUUAUUGGGGAAUGAUUCUUCUCGUACAGAAGAGACUCAGGACGACAACUGGGGUGAGACGACGACGGCCAUCACGGGUACCUCAGAGCACAGCAUCUCCCAGGAGGACAUUGCCAGACUCGGCAAGGAUUUGGAGGACAGCGUUGGGGUGGACUGCAGCCGCUACUUCAUUUUCACAGCCGCCGCCGUCCUCGGGCUUCUGGUCUUCCUCACGCCCGUCGCCUUCAUUCUGCUCCCGCAAAUCCUGUGGAGGAACGAGCUGCAGGCCUGCGGCACUGCCUGUGAGGGGCUCUUUAUCUCUGUGGCUUUCAAACUCCUCAUCCUUUUGAUCGGGACGUGGGCCCUCUUUUUCCGCCAGCCCAAGGCCCACCUCCCGAGACUGUUCGUGUUCCGCAGCCUCCUAUUGGUCCUCAUAUUUCUGCUGGUCUUCUCUUAUUGGCUUUUUUACGGUGUCCGCAUUUUGGAUUCCAAGGACCUCGAUUAUCAGGGAAUAGUCCAGUUUGCCGUCUCGCUGGUGGAUUCUCUUCUUUUUGUGCAUUAUCUCGCUAUUGUCGUGCUGGAGAUGAGGCAGCUGCAACCAAUGUUCACCGUCAAGGUGGUACGAUCGACCGACGGAGAAUCGCGCUAUUAUAGUUUGGGACGCAUAAGUAUCCAGCGUGCCGCUGUGGUUAUUUUGGAAAAUUACUACAGAGAUUUUGCGGUCUACAAUCCAACACUGGUCACAGCUUCCAAAGCCCGUGCCACAAAACACAUGGCUGGUCUGAAGGUCUACAAUGUUGACGGGCCCGAUAACAACGCAGCCGGUCAGUCCCGGGCUAUGAUAGCUGCCGCUGCUCACCGCCGAGAUUCCAGUCACAACGAGCUGUACUAUGAAGAAGCCGACCAUGAGCGCAGAGUCCGAAAACGCCGAGCGAGGCUGGUGGUUGCCGUGGAAGAAGCCUUCACCCACAUCAAGCGUCUUCAGGCGGAGGAGCAGCAGAAGGCCCCUGGAGAGGUGAUGGAUCCCCGGGAGGCAGCGCAAGCCAUCUUCCCGUCCAUGGCCAGAGCCCUGCAGAAAUACCUCCGCACAACGCGGCAGCAGCACUACCACACCAUGGAGAGCAUCCUGCAGCACCUGGCGUUCUGCGUCACCAACAACAUGGCCCCGAAGGCCUUCCUGGAGCGUUAUCUCAGCCCAGGCCCGACCUUGCAGUACGACAGGGACCGUUGGUUGUCCAAGCACUGGACGCUGGUUAGCGAAGAAGCCGUUACCAAAGGGCUAAGGGACGGGGCGGUGUUUGUCCUCAAAUGCUUGGACUUCAGUCUUGUGGUUAACGUGAAGAAAAUUCCCUUCAUCAAACUCUCGGAGGAAUUCAUUGACCCGAAAUCGCACAAGUUUGCCCUUCGCUUACAGUCCGAAACGUCUGUCUAGGGAGCCACAGGCCACGGGGGGUAAGAAGAGGGCCUUUUCCAGCGUCGUGUUUUUGGCUUUGGGGAGUUUUAUUCUUCCCUGUAAUUCUAACUUAAACUGACAAGAGACGGAUCAGGAAUAUUUCGACCAUCUGCACUUUAUCUGGAAAGAGGAGGGGAGCAGGGCGAUCUCUUUGGAAAGACCUGAAGAGGACUGGGUUCAGUUGAAGUCAUCAGGAGUGAAACCUUGGCCUUGGGUUGUACACAUCACAGCCAACGUGGCGUUCCGCUUUUCCUUGGCGCUUUGCCUUAGACAAGCAGGCAUAUGAAUUCUGCUACCCCACCCUGCUAGGCUACGGCUUCCUAUGGAAAGUCCUUGCGUUGCUUAGCUUCUGACACCAUCGACUUUGUUUCAGUUCAGACACUGCUCCA